Solenopsis invicta (red fire ant) is the source of this 2468-nucleotide messenger RNA. RefSeq names its product 4-hydroxybutyrate coenzyme A transferase. Gene Ontology annotation, biological process: acetate metabolic process. The record is from RefSeq and is a predicted model, not a curated record. Gene Ontology annotation, cellular component: mitochondrion. NCBI's taxonomy places the organism in Eukaryota, Metazoa, Arthropoda, Insecta, Hymenoptera, Formicidae. Gene Ontology annotation, molecular function: acetate CoA-transferase activity. The transcript is spliced from 6 exons. Bases 679 to 1959 code for a protein of 426 amino acids.
AUAUAUUUAAAUAUAUUUAUAAUUUGUAAUGUUUGCAAUUUAUUUACAAAUGUAAUUUUUAUACGUGUAGGAAAGUCUGCACACAUGAAUCACGCAAAUAAUAGAAGACUGUAAGCCGCGAUCAAAGUUGUUUUGAGAAUUACAUUCACGGCACACUGUUUUUUUUAGUAAAAAAUCACUUGAGAUCACGUAUUACAAGGAUAAUAAUAAAUUAUCCUUGCGAUACCUAAUCUAAUGUGAUGUCAUUCUGAUGUAAGGCGUCCUUGGCACUCACAGUGCCGUCUCUAAUCUGUCCCUGUUAAGCCACACUGGUUCUUUAAACUUUAUCUUUAUGGCUUAUAAACUUUAUAAUUAUUUUUUUUUUUGUAUUUUUUUCAUGAUGCGUUUUUUGUCUCUUCUAGUACAAUAAAAAUUCACUGACAGCUGUGCGGCAGAUGAACGGAUCUCCACCGCUAACAUUGACCUCGACACGCGUACGCAAAUAUGCAGAUAGACAUUUAUGUAUAUAUACGUAAAUAUCAAAGUCUAGUUCUAAAUAUAACUCGCCAACCAAAGUUGCGCUGACUUACAUUUUACAGCAGCAAACCAGAGUAUUCUGAAUGGAUAUAUCUUCGUGUGUAAACGUCUGUCCUAUAUUUUCUUUCUACGCAAUGACGCUCACUUUACGUAAAGGAGAGCAUGAUGCAUUCAUACACGAAUUUAUUUGCAGAUCAGGUGGUGUACGUCCAGGGUGCUGCAGCGACACCCGUUGAAUUAUUGAGAGCGAUGACCGAUUAUGGAGUCCGUUGUGAUGUGAGAAAUGUCCGUUUAUAUCACAUGCAUAUGGAGGGAGCAGCUCCAUUCGCUAAGCCAGAAAACGCAAAGCACUUUAGAUCCAUCAGCUUGUUCAUCGGUGGCAACGUGCGACCAGCGGUGAACGCGGGCACUGCAGACUGUAUUCCCAUUUUUCUACAUGAGAUUCCGCGUCUCUUCAAAGAGGGCUAUCUAAAGCCCGACAUCGCGCUCAUACAUGUGUCUCCACCAGACGAGAAGGGUUAUUGCUCUUUCGGCACCAGUGUAGACUGCGCCCGGUCCGCCGUGAGUCAUUCCAAACGUGUCGUAGCCUUAGUCAAUAAGCACAUGCCUAGGACCUUCGGUGAUGCUCUCAUUCAUGAAAGCCACUUGGAUUUUGCUGUGGAACAUCACCAACCGCUACCGAUUCAUCCGGUGAAGGCGCCAUCCAAGGGUGAGCAGCUAAUCGGCAAGCACAUCGCCGAGAAUCUGGUAGUGGACGGUGCUACGUUGCAACUGGGUAUCGGCAGCAUACCCGACGCCGUACUGUCACAGUUGGGUAAUCACAAGGAUCUGGGUAUCCACAGCGAAAUGUUCAGUGAUGGUGUGGUGGAUCUUGUGAACAAGGGUUGCAUCACGAACAAUCAGAAAACGAUGCAUCGAGGUCGAAUUGUCGGCUCAUUCUGCGUGGGCUCGGAAAAGCUCUACGAAUUCAUGGAUAAUAAUCCCUUUAUUGAGAUGCUGGUGGUAGAUUACGUUAAUGAUCCUAGAAUAGUCGCUAAGCAACCAAAGAUGACUGCCAUCAAUUCGUGUAUCGAAGUGGACAUCACCGGUCAGAUCUGUUCGGACAGUAUAGGAACGAGAAUGUACUCUGGUUUCGGUGGACAACUAGAUUUUAUCACUGGUGCCGCGAUGAGUGAAGAUCGGCAAGGAAAACCAAUCAUAGCGUUUCAAUCAGUUACGUCUAAGGGCCAUAGCAAAAUACAGCCGGUUCUAACAUCUGGUGCCGGAGUAGUCACCAACAGAGCAGUGGUACGAUAUGUCGUGACAGAGCAGGGAAUCGCUAGUUUAUUUGGCAAGAGUCUUCAGCAACGUGCGUACGCGUUGAUCCAAGUGGCUCAUCCCGAUCACAGAGAAUCGCUCGAGAAGUCUGCGUUUGAACGCCUAAAAAUGAUGCCUGCUCCUUAAGCUGAAGAAAAUACGUGAUAUAGGAAACAUCAUAUUUAAUAGCAUUUUACAAUCGGUCAUCCCCGUGUGCUUUAGCCACGCACAACGGCCAAUCAUCACAGUGUCGCGAAGUGUCUUCUUCUUGUACGAUAUUGUACAUGCUCUCUUGCUAGAAGACAAUUCGCCGGCCUUCUAGAAUAAGGGAGACAGACAGAGUGAAAGAGAAACUUGCACUAGAAAAUUCAAUGCGCUAAAUUGUAUCGUUAUAUAUGUAAGAGUCCGUAAUGCAAUAUUACACUCGUUUCCAUAUACAUAGAUAUUAAUUUAAGCCACAUGUAUUUUAUAUCAUGAAAAGAAACGUGUCUUAGAACACGAUUCGAACAGAAAAUGACGCGACUCGGCGCCAUUCCUAGAUGUACAUUUUUUAUAUUAAAUCUGUCAAUGUUCCUUUGUAUAAUUUUCUGUGUUGCCAUUGUAAUUACAAAGUUUGAAAUAAUAAUAGCAGACAGAAAUAUAUAAGAUGAGGACGC